Molecule: messenger RNA, 312 nt
Organism: Schizosaccharomyces osmophilus
Lineage: Eukaryota; Fungi; Ascomycota; Schizosaccharomycetes; Schizosaccharomycetales; Schizosaccharomycetaceae
Gene: rtc3
Product: SBDS family protein Rtc3
Exons: 1
Coding region: 1-312 (103 amino acids)
Source: RefSeq, a predicted model, not a curated record
AUGUCUAGUGGACCUGCUAAUCAAACUCGCGUUUUCUACCAAACCGACGCUGCUUCCUUCGUCAUUAUUGCUGCUAGCCAAAACGAUGUGAACAACUGGCGCUCUGACAAGACCAUCCCUUUGACCCAGGUGGUUGACUCUUUCCAAGUCUUUUCCUUGAACAAGGGAAGUGAAGGUGAGCUUUCAAAGGCCUCCAAGUUGGAACUCGAAAACGCUUUCGGUACUAGUAAGGACGUUGAUGUCUGCUCCAAGAUCCUUUCCGAAGGCAAGAUCACUCCUCAUCGUCAACACCAGGGUGUGAAGCAAUUCUAA